Molecule: messenger RNA, 1991 nt
Organism: Conger conger (European conger)
Lineage: Eukaryota; Metazoa; Chordata; Actinopteri; Anguilliformes; Congridae
Exons: 6
Coding region: 287-1117 (276 amino acids)
Biological process (GO): T cell costimulation; cellular response to lipopolysaccharide; positive regulation of T cell proliferation
Cellular component (GO): external side of plasma membrane
Source: RefSeq, a predicted model, not a curated record
UUGUCGCUUUCGAAGCAAUGGACAGCCAUUGACACAUGCUGCACUCGCCGUGGAUGCUGAACCACACGACGAUUUAUGUUGACGUCAGAAACAGGACUUGCUGAUGUUAACGAUCGGUUUAUCAGUAAGCUAUUAAACCGCAUUGCCUGGAACUUAACGGAAAAGAAACUUCCAUGUUAGAUUUCGUUUUCGUUAAGUUUCGUUUCCAUGGAAUUCGCUUGGUAUCCUCAGCUGUUUCACGCGUAGAAAGUCAGUCACUGCAGACACAGACAGAUGCCCGGACACAAUGCUGCGUCCGCUCAGCGUAUGGAGCUGGGCCUCUGUGCAAUGCCUGCUCCUCCAAUCGCUUAUUAACCUUUCAGCCUCCGACCCCUCCAACAUCGACGUGUUCUCCCAGGUGGGGCAGGAGGUCAUGCUCCCCUGCCACUGCAGGUCCACCAUAGAUCCAGCCAAGGCCUCCAAACACCCCUACUUGUGGUGGGAGACCCCCAUGGAGAGUGUCUUUGAGCUGGAGGGGCCCCUCCGUUUCGAGGCGCCCAAAUACAGGGGGCGGGUAGACGUGAGGCUGCAGGGUUUCGAGGAGGAGGGCAACUGCUCCCUGCUCCUGCAGGCCGUACGCUUCUCAGAUGCGGGGCUGUACGAGAGCUUCGUACAGGCAGGAGGCAGGAGGAGGAGGUUCGUCAGGAGCGUGGAGCUCAACGUCAGGGAUCACAAGGACAGCAAAACUCUGGCAGAAGGAGAACGCCUUCAUCUGAAGCUCCACACCACCCAGGAUGUGACCGUGGUGUUCCGGGGGAAGGACGGCAAGGCGGGCGAAAUUUGGCGGAGGUGGGGCGAGGGUGAGGGCAAGGCCGUCGGCGGCAGGCAGGGACGUCUGGUGGAAAGGGAGGGGGCGCUGAUCCUUUCGGAGGUGAAGCUGGAAGAUUCGGGGACCUACAGGGUGCUGGACCCUCAGGGGCUGGCCGUUAGCACUCUUCUCCUCACCGUGGAGCCAGAAGCUGAGCCCAUGCAGCCGGCUGAGAGAGAAGAUGCUCAUUCAAGUGCGGGCAGAGCAAGCAGCACAUCGCCCAUCAUAAGCGCCCUCAUGCUCUUCAGCUACUUCUGUCUGAAACUCUGAAACAAAAAAUGACUUAUUUUUACUAUAUUCCACUAAAACAUUUCAAUUUUCUGGGGUGAUUUUGGGGUAAUCUUGUCCUUCUCUACUGGAGGUGCCUCUUUCAUCUGGAUGCAAACGCACGUGAGACUGGGUGAUCAUCGAUUUGUUUUAAUGUGGCCAAGGCAUGGGGUAAGUUUUGUGGAAUUUGAUACUGAUUUCAUAUGCCUGUCCUCAGAAUUAUAUUAGUGGAUGUUCAGUUAAUGUUCUUUGUGAUUUACUUUGUGUAUCGGUAUUUUUAGUCGGCUAGGUAAGCAGUGUUUGGAUAGUUAAGUUUGGUCACUUUUGCUUUGUUGUUUGUUUGUUUGUUUGUUUAUUUGCUCGUAAAAAAAAAGAAAUUCAAAUAGGCCCUCGUCCUUGGUCCUGGUCUCUGUUGUACAGGUAGCAGUUGAAAUUGUACUUCCCUCUAGGUUCUUUCAGCGCACUUAUCCCUGGUUAUGGAUAUGCACUUUGCACUUUGUUGUACGUCGCUCUGGAUAAGAGCGUCUGCGAAAUGCCAUUAAUGUCAUGUAAUGUUAUGUAAGACUAAGGCUGGGUAUUUUUCACAGAUAAUAUUGACUGAAGUUGCAAGUAGUCAUGGGAGAACAAUGGAAAAAAUCACAGCACAAAAACAAAAAAAUCCCGACAUAUUCAGCAAACAAUAUGAAUAUGCUGGGACUGGUCCGGGCCCCCGUAAGCACCAGACAAGGGACACCUUCCACCUCACUCUCCAGCACAGAUUAUACACUGCACCUAUUCAGCAGGCAAAAUGCAAGUGUAUGCAAGUGUUUUUCAGCGUAUUUCUUGUUUGUGAAUGUAUAAAUGUAUAUAUAAUAAAUAAAAAAAAUGUGAUGAUUAA